AUGCCAGCACCACAAGGCCCUCCCUCGCUUCUGGUCUUCGGGACAGACUGGAACGCGGCGCCGCAGCCGACUUUGGAGCGGAUGCGCGCCGUGAGCCCCCGCGCGCACAUUGUGGGUGGCAGCUACGCUCAUGUGCCGACCUUUCUGGUCCACGGAACCGCUGAUGACCUGAUCCCGUGGCAGCAGAGCCGUGGCACGUACGAUGCGCUGGUGGCCCGGGGCGUGCCGGCCGGCUUGGCCCUGGUCGAGGGGCCGCCGCAUAUCCGUGACUUGAGCAGCGAUCCGGAGUCGGAGGGGUGGAAGGCCGUGCUGAGGGCCAAGGUGGUUCUUCGAUACCAGUGGUGA
Messenger RNA from Chaetomium fimeti, 345 nucleotides. RefSeq lists its product as uncharacterized. Gene Ontology annotation, biological process: proteolysis. The transcript is spliced from 2 exons. The record is from RefSeq and is a predicted model, not a curated record. The coding region runs from base 1 to 345 and encodes 114 amino acids. Gene Ontology annotation, molecular function: serine-type peptidase activity. Lineage: Eukaryota; Fungi; Ascomycota; Sordariomycetes; Sordariales; Chaetomiaceae.